Messenger RNA from Drosophila subobscura, 3020 nucleotides. RefSeq names its product BTB/POZ domain-containing protein 9-like. The transcript has 7 exons. NCBI's taxonomy places the organism in Eukaryota, Metazoa, Arthropoda, Insecta, Diptera, Drosophilidae. The record is from RefSeq and is a predicted model, not a curated record. Gene Ontology annotation, molecular function: protein binding. Bases 1753 to 2529 code for a protein of 258 amino acids. Gene Ontology annotation, biological process: circadian behavior; adult locomotory behavior; modulation of chemical synaptic transmission.
AUAAUUUGAUGUACAACAUAAACCUAUUAUUUAAUGCAUAUGUACAUCUUUUUUGGCAAUGUGUGUCAGUGUGUUUGGGUGUGCAGAUAAUGCAAUAGAGGCGCAGAGUUUUGUCCCUCUCCCACUCCAAUGCCCAAUAUGUAGAAGUGGAGAAAAGCAAUAAGAAUGGCGUGAGCGCAGCGUGUCGACGCUCUCUCAUUACAUGGUGAGGUGAGGUCUUGGUGAUCUCUCUCUCUUUCUGCAGUGCUUUCAUUCCUCAUUGCACCUCACCUUAUAUUAAUCUACAAAAAAUGGGUGCUCUCAGUGAAAUGUGCUUGGAAUUUUUGAAUUAUGGUGGUGCGUUUUCGUUUUCGUUUCGCGAAUCGUUCGUUCGAAUCGUCGCGCGGUUUCUUAGUCCCGUUUCUUUUCCGUCGUAACCACAGAAUCGUCGACUUCAAGUGUGAGAAGAACAGUAAAUGAAGAAAGGAAAGAGUAACAGCGCAAUAUUAUGUGGCAAAAGUUCCACACAGCAGCGAGCUUUUGUAUGUAAGCAGAGAAUCGUUGGUUCCAAAAUCAACCGCACAUGAAUCCAUGGCUGGAGGCGCCACUACAACGAAACAAGCUGAAAGCAGUGGAACAGUGGAAUGAAACGAUGAGCAACAGCAAUGGCAAUGGCCAGUCCAAUGUAUCUUCAAAGAAUUUAACAAUUUCAAAGCCUGCACCUCAAAAGAUUGGCUGGCCACUUAGGGUCAGACUUAUGUUGCUUCCAUGUACACACAUGUUUGCCGGACAAGCGGACAAGCCAGAGAUAACCCACAGCAGCCGGCACUAGGGAAGGUCCCCCCCACAUCGCAUAUAAGCCGCUUGGAGCGACCGACUGACGGAUCGGCGGCCAUCACGGAGCCAGAGCCAAGUCAGCCAUCAAUUAUAAUUCGCGGGUAUUCGAAUGCUGCCCAGCGUUGCGUUAAUGAGAGAGAGAGAGAGAGAGGGAGCUUAACAUCAGUCUCUGAGAGAGAGCUUCUCGGAUAUUUACAUACAUAUAUGCAAGAGAGCGGCUGAUCUUUUAGUGUUGAGUAACACCGAUCAAUGGGCUUUCGACAAAGCGUUCUCUAGCGGAAUCCACUGGACGUAAUUGCGUGGUAUCCAAGUAAUCAAAACUAAGAACUUAUUCCGUUAUUCCGUGAAGACCAAUAAGGGGAAAGCCCAAUAAUAGAUGUUACUGUACAUGCAAUACAUCCACCACCAAAAAUCUAGCUGAAUACGCAGAAGAGAGCGCAAAGCAUAAAGAAAAAAAAGAGACGAGUCAAGGGUAAGCAAAUCAUAAGGUAUGGUCAUAACACGAUGCAGGACAUACAUACAAGGGCCUCUAACUCUAUUGACCCUACCUUGCCAUGAGUAAACUCUGGACAAAGAGCAAAUAAAGUUCUCAUUCUCCAAUUCGCUCGGGCAGCCAAGCACACAGCACAGAAAACGAUCGACAGCCACUGGACCAACAGUUAAUGCUGAUGCUGCAGAGGAAUUUCGAGUUGAACAUUGAACGCGGGUUCGUCGGUAACAAAAACAACAUUAAAGCUGUACACGACAAGGCGCCAAGGAACACACAAAUAACAACAAUUCAUACGGAAUCAAUACGCCACAAAAUACCGAUAGGUCAAUAUAGGGACUCAAUCGAUAUAUUGAAUUACAUUGUGGCUCACUUGAAAGCGAGGGAAACGACAAGCUGUGCGCAUUUAUUUGUUAAAGAUAACGUGGAUAGGAAAUAAGCAACCAAAAAUGAGCACAAACGACAACAUCGAUGGCUUGGAUAUGAGCGGACUCUGCUUGAACGAACGCUACUCGGACGUGGAGUUCGUGGUGGAGGAGCAGCGACUGCCCGCCCACCGCAACAUUUUGGCGGAGCGCAGUGAGUACUUCCGUGCCAUGCUCUACGGGGACCUGGCUGAGUCAGAGGAGUGGGAAAUUCGAUUGGAGGUGCCAGUGAGUGCAUUUAAACUGAUCUUGGGCUAUAUUUACACGGGCAAACUGCCACUGUCCACACUGGACGUGGAUGUCAUUAUGGAUGUGCUCGAAUUGGCCCAUCUUUACGGAUUGCUGAAUGUCGAGGCGGCCAUAAGAAAACAUCUGCAGCAGAAUCUGGCCCUCAGCAAUGUCUGCACGAUCCUAGAUGCAGCACGUCGGUACAGUAUGGACGAGCUAACCGAAGAAUGCCUUAAGUUUAUGGAUCGCAAUGCGUCCCAACUGCUGGAGGAGUCAUCUUUUGAAAGGCUUUGUAAGGAAUCCCUUGAGGAAGUCCUGCAACGGGACACUUUCGCUGCUUCCGAAGUUCAAAUCUUUCAGGCUGUAUGCAACUGGAGUCUCUUCAAUCCGAGCGCGGACAUCAAGGCGGUAGUCUCCAACGUACGUCUCCCACUUAUGAGUGUCCAUGAGCUGCUGCAUGUGGUCCGGCCCACUGCCAUAUUUGAGCCGGACCAAAUUCUCGACGCCAUUGAUAAAGCUGAUAAAGCAGUUAAUUUGCCGCACCGUCACCGCCGGGGGAAGAAAUCGAAUUAACACAUUAUCCUGGUAUAGUAUGUAAACCCAGCUUAGCAAUCGAUCAUAAAAAGUCGUUGGUUAUCAACUGUCUUAGAGUGACUUCUUGUGGUCCAGGUCGAUGAAAUGUCAGAUUUGGUGAGGGCGAACCAGGAAAUGUCUUUACUAUCAAAUCAGAAUCCAACAGUAUCACGAGGGAACUCCACUUCAAGGAGUGUUACGUGGGCCCAAUCUACAUAUAUCUCUCCUUCUACUGAAAACCCAAAAGCAUCAUAUGUUGAGAAGGUCGUCGGAAGCUAUUCUGUGUAGCCCUGUGACUGUAACAUGUCAGAGUUCAGUCCAACCUUUCCAUAUUUUUAACGUGCAUUUGUACGUAUAUCAUUUCUUAUUAUGAUUAAGUUCAGUUUACUGCAGUUGCAUUAAGUUUAAUUUGUCGGAAGUAUGAAGUGUUAGUGGAGUUUAUCUGAUCAGUGACACAAAAAAUGUGUAUGACUGCAGCUUAUACGCAAAUG